Homarus americanus (American lobster) is the source of this 1286-nucleotide messenger RNA. RefSeq lists its product as uncharacterized. The record is from RefSeq and is a predicted model, not a curated record. The transcript has 5 exons. Bases 259 to 945 code for a protein of 228 amino acids. NCBI's taxonomy places the organism in Eukaryota, Metazoa, Arthropoda, Malacostraca, Decapoda, Nephropidae.
UGGAGAGUUAGAGGAGGUUCUCUGGGUGACUUCGAGCACGAGAGCCUCAGACACGAAUCUUAUCUACUCUACAACCAUUACACCAGAAGACGACACCGGAACACUCUGUAAACACGACUCAAAUUAUCGGUUUUGCCUCUAAAGUUUCAUUCAGAAGAGGAACAAGUUACACCAAAAAGAAUAAUUUUCCACUGUACAAGUCAAAAAAUCUUGCAAAGUUACAAAAAGAACAGCAUCAAUAACGACAAAGUUAGUGAGAUGUUCCCCCGUGGUGGUGCGUCCGUGGCAGGUAUGAAGGUCCUGGUGAACUUUGUGAUGACAUCACUGCUGCUGAACCAGGCCGCUGCCACUCUCCAGGAUAACAUGGUCAACGUUGAUGACUACAAAGUGGCGGGACAGGCUACAGGUGGACAGGAGGAGGGAAUGUCGUGGCUGGAGGCGGGUGGGCCGGAGAGUCAAGUAGCCAAGUCCAGGGUGCGGCGGUUCAUCCCGUUCCCCACCGGCAGCCUCGUGAACUUAGAGUUCACACUGACGAUCCCUGUCGACGGGUUUAGCGACGUGGGCGAAGUAGAGACGAUUGCCGACUUCACUUUCUUCCUGCCCAACGACACUAUCAGCUGGGCUAGGAACUACCAGCACAGUGCCUCAGACCGCAUCAACGUCUACCACCGUAUGGAGAAAUUCCUCAACAGAAUGGGGUACAACGGCCACGCCUGCACCCUGAGGACCCUCUGUGAGAUCGCAGAGUCCCCAUUCGAACACAGUCUCUACGGUGAAGUGGUUAAUCUCGUCUUAUCGGCGUCCGGCAGUCCGGAUGACCAGUCGGUGUACGACGAGUACAGGACAGCAGAGUACUAUGGUAAAACCCAUGGCCAGUGUGACCAACUCUACCCAGGGUGUCCUACCUCCGUCCUUGACAAAAUUUCGCAGGCCUUCACUUUCUGAUUUCGGUGAACGCUUAGUCGCGCUGUAGUCAUCUCAUUUUAACGUCUUCCGAUUCACCGUGAAGCUUCAGGUAGUGAGUGACACCGAUCCUCUUUUAUGUAUUACGAUUUACUGAAGAGUUUCAAGCAUUGCACAAAAAUUAUUCUCUUGUUUUCAGUAGUGUCGAGUCAUGAUGAGCUACACUCCCGUUUGCUAGGUUGACUUCUAAGCGAGAUUCCUCACAAAUGUAUAUUAAAUAUUGCUUUUCUUAAUAUUAUUUCAAAGUACAUUUUUUUUUUUACGGGGAUUGGCCCACCCGGGCACAGGUCAAUAACCCACAUCGGGGCCUAGGCGACGAAAAA